Molecule: messenger RNA, 4293 nt
Organism: Struthio camelus australis
Lineage: Eukaryota; Metazoa; Chordata; Aves; Struthioniformes; Struthionidae
Source: RefSeq, a predicted model, not a curated record
CAUCCCGAGGGCAGUGGUGGCGGCAGCGUGUACCUGGUCUGCGCUAUGCUGUGUACUGCAGCUACAGGAAAAACGUAGCAGAUGAAUUAAUGAUGAGGAAGAAAGUGCUGCUUAAGUAGCUGAAAUACCCUGCUCGAUGACUGGGAAAAACAGUGAGCUAAAUUUCUGUCGGUCUGGCCCUUGAAAGCGCUUGAACAGCAGAGGCUGUCCCACCUUCACUGGGUUUCUGUCCUGAUUCUCCCCGUGGUGCUCAGUUCUAGCAUUUAUUCUUUCACUCCUUUUUCGUCGAAUGAUGAAAGAGAGGAUCGUAAAUCUCAAGAGCUCUGGAUUCCACUUUCGGCUCGGGAGGGAAGUGGAGUUUAAAUUACAGAUCCUUCUGGUUCAUCCUUUCCAAACUGAUUCGAUAACAAUUUCAUUGCUUCAGAGUCCUAGCUCUGUCUUCACUCCUUAGGCGUAUCAUCUAGCUCAUCUUUGUUAUCCAGUUAGUCUUGAUCUCCUUUUCUGGGUUCAUGAAGUGCAGUUCUUUACCUUCUCAAAGAAAGGCAAUUAGAAAAAUUUUAGCAAUCCUAAUAGGGUUUAUAUUUAAGGAGGUAUUAAAUAAUAGGCAUUAGUCUGCCACACUUACAAUCAAGAGUCAGAUGAAGUGAUGUGUAAGGAGCAACAACACAUAUCUAGCUAUAGUCAAUCCUGUUAUGAAACAGAAAAGUGCAGAUGUCGACAGGGAGAGUUUUAGCAGCUAAACAUCCUGUAAGGAGAGAGCUAUCUACAGUACGUGUAAUUAAGACCUACCUGUUGCUGACAAAUUCAUGUAUUUUGUUAGUAGCAGGCUCUGUUAGUAUUCUUUGCAUUGAAAUUACCUGUGAAGGACUCAUAUUAGAAGCGAAAGUGGGGCUCACUGGCUCAGCAGUGUGUGUUUUAUACCUCUUUUUACCAUUUUAACUCAAUUUGUUCCAGCGUUCUGAAGCGUUCUGGAACUACUCAUGAGACCAGGUAAAACUCAUGAGGCUUUAUGGAUAAGGAAUAGGGAGCUGUAGUGCUCCUUUCUUCACAUUAAGUAUUGUAAUCUAUGAAUAUGUCUACCAGGCUGUUAAAAUGUGCAGUUCAGAAGAUCCAUUCCUUCCCUGUGGAAGUGUGUGCUUUAACUGGACUUUGGUUAUUGUAAGCUCUAUCAAAUGUGUGUAAGGAUGGAAAUAACUAGUGUACUCUUUCUUUUCUUUUCCUCACUACAGCUCAACAUACUACCUUCCUUUGGUCUCCUUUUUGACAUCGAUGGGGUACUGGUACGAGGAAAGACUCCAAUUCCUGCUGCAAAAACAGCCUUUCAAAAGUUAGUUAAUUCUCAGGGACAAUUCUUUGUGCCUGUAGUAUUUGUCACCAAUGCAGGGAAUUGCCUUCGCCAGAAAAAAGCUGAUCAGUUGUCUCAUGUAUUGGGAGUUCCAAUUUCACAAGACCAAGUGAUGAUGUCACAUAGUCCUCUGCGAAUGUUCAAGCGUUACCAUGAAAAAUGUGUUCUCGUAUCUGGGCAAGGACCACUUCUUGAUAUUGCUCAAGAUCUGGGUUUCUGUCAACCUAUUACCAUUGAAACAUUGCGAGAGAAAUACCCUUUACUAGAUGUGGUUGACCAUGACAGAAGACCUAAAAUUCUGUACCCUUCUGCUGUGGAGCUUCCCAAGAUUGAGGCUGUUGUUUUGUUUGGGGAGCCAGUCAGAUGGGAAACCAACCUUCAGUUAAUAAUAGAUGUUCUGCUGACGAGUGGCUAUCCUGGAAAUCCGUAUCACCGUGAAAAUUACCCUCAUAUACCUGUGCUUGCUUGUAAUAUGGAUCUGAUGUGGGUAGCUGAAGCACAGUCUCCAAGGUUUGGGCAUGGAACAUUCAUGGUUUGUUUGGAAAACAUUUACAAGAAGAUCACUGGCAAAGAUCUGAAAUAUGAGGCCUUAAUGGGCAAACCUAGUGAACUGACCUAUCAGUAUGCAGAAUACCUUAUCAGGGCUCAAGCAGCAGAAAGACAGUGGAAGCAGCCUAUUCAAACUCUUUAUGCUGUUGGAGAUAAUCUCAUGACUGACGUCUAUGGUGCUAAUCUUUACAAUCGCUACCUUGAAGAUAAGAACUCCAGAAAAGGUUCCAAAACACAAAUUCAGGCCAAAGUUGCUGGUGGCAGAAGACCUGCCACUCUUUUUCAGGAUGAUGAAAUAGACAACAGUUGGGAAAGUGAAUUAGCAUCUUCUGCUGCUAUCCGUUGUAGGUCUGUUCUUGUUUGUACUGGCGUUUACAACCCCCACACAGAGGUACUCUCUGAUACCAGGGAGACCAUAACUGAAACGGUGUUCCACGGCCACAGGGAUUUUAGAUUUGAUCCUGGUUUAGUAGAACCAGAUCAUAUUGUACCAGAUGUUGAUGCUGCUGUAGACCUGAUCUUCCAGCUGGAGAACUUUGCACCUAGUUGAGAUGACAGGAUUUUUUAAGGACUACUCAGUGCUGUGCUUCUCUCCCUCAAAACAAACUGUGCUUUAAAAGCGUGCCACAAACUACUGCUUUCUAAAAUUUUUUAACUUUUUAACUAUGAUAUUUUGAAAUACUUAAGUUCUUGCUUUAGUUGCAAUUCUUUGCUGUCCUAGUCAUUAUUUUUGGUAUUUUAAUAGUAAUUUUUCAUAAUAACUUGUGCAUAUAACUGUAACAAUUCCCACAUAUCAGUUCUUUCUUUUGCUUGCUGAAAAAUUUAGCUUCUCGUUUAUUGGGGGUCUGGAGCAUAUCAGAUUGUGGCGCUGGAGUCAUUCACACAGUUACAAAUUGGUCGGUACAGAGAACAGUGUGUAUUACUACUUGGUAUCUGCAAGUAAUAAGCUCUCUCCCAGAUACGUUGCUUCAAGUUAGCGCCAACUUCAAACAUGUUCUGCCUCUUCAUACUCACAUAUAACUCUGCAGCAUUUCUUUUUACUGGUUUUCCUAUGUGUUAGGAGCUGCCAUUACUUCACCAUGUUUUCUCUCCGACAUGUAAAGCUUUUAAAGAAAUGCCCAUGAAAGAUGGGGAAGGCUGAGCUGUUAACACCAUUGUUGGGGAUUGCAGCUCACCUGAACUCAGUCAUCUAAGGAAAGUUAUCUUGUGUGGCAUACCUGGCCUUUUUGUCCUUGCCUUUUUACCUGGAGUCUUAUGAGGAAUUUAGAAUUUUUGUGUGCUUCAGAAAGUAUGUUUCAGGCAUUAUCUGUCAAUUGGACUUUUCUGCAGAAUGCAUGUAGCGGUUAUUUGGGCAAAAGGUGCCUAGUAUAUUACUUGAAGCUUCAUACAACUGUGGUACUUAACCUGCCUUUAGAGUAACGUAUUUCAUCUUAUGUCAAUGUUAUAUGUUUGUCGUAAUAGUUCACGGGUUCUGUAGUUGUUCAUUUAAAAGAAUUGAACUUAUUUUUAUCUUAUUUUUGUAAAAACAUUUUUGUCUGUUUACAUCAAAAAGAUGUCUUCGAGACUAUUUGUAUGUUAAUUGGUUAUACUUUUGUGUACGAGUGUACUUUUGAUAUAAGCUUUGAGCCUGUCCUUUGUUACUUGGCAAAAAUAAGCCAGUUAAGUGUAUUUAAAAACUAAGUCACAUACAUAGAAAUAUCACUUAACAUCACCUUAGGGCUAGUCAGUUUUGGUUUUUUUUUUUGCAAGUUAGAAAUUUCACAAACAAAAUCUGUAGGUCUUCAAUUUUACUAAGUUCUUGCAGAACUAGCAGAAUGCUAGUUUAAAUACAUUGAUAGACACAUGGUAACAUAAAGUGAAAUGCGUUCUUGGCCAAAUUCUCCAUUUACUGUCUUGAAAUCAAAAUCUGAAAAGUGAUCAUAAGGAGAACAUUGCUCUAAUGAAGGCAGAUUUUUAGUGUUUUCACUGCCCUUUGCCCUUACCAUUCCAAUCCCAGCUGUAUUGUCAGGAGCAUUGAUUUGUUCAUUCAUAAUGUUUCAUACACAGCUUUCAACCUGUCUUGCUGGAUCCAGAAUAAGUUCAAGGACGGUGUUGUAAACAGUGUAUUUCUGUUUCUUCACUGGAAAAAUAUUAAAGCAGCCCUGUCUUUCUUGCCUUUCUUAUUGUUAUGAUAAACACAUAUCUUUCUUUAGCCCUCUUCUGUAAUAUGCUAAAUAUUUGCCAAGUAUGCCAAAAAUUUCUAAGUAAAGAUUGUAGCUAAAGAUUUGUAAAAUGUUGGGCUCACUAAAGUUCUGUCAUUUUAUAUUGAAGCGUGUUGCAGAGCUGUUUAAUUCUGUUUCUGGAAGCUGGCUCAGGCUGUCAGUGAAGCGGGGAAUAAAGAUGUGGAAGUUAAUGAAGAA